GCAACCGCGGUGGCGGUGGCGGCGCAGAGCUCCGUGCGCCCCGCAGUCAGGACCCUGGGAGCGCGCGAGGCUCCCGGGACCCGGACGGUGCAGCCGCGCCGACGCGGUUUCGCUGGGCGCCAGGCUGGCAGAGGGACGGUUCCUCCUUUCUCUUUCUUUCUCCUUCUCGAGUCCUUCUGAGAUGAGGGCUCUGGGCUCAGCGGGAGCUGCCCGGGUCUUGGUCGCCUUGGUAGCGGCGGCUCUUUGCGGUGCCCCUCCGCCUGGAGUCACCGCCACCUUGAACUCGGUUCUCGUCAAUUCCAACGCGAUCAAGAACCUGCCCCCACCGCUGGGCGGCGCUGCCGGGCACCCAGGCUCCGCAGUCAGCGCCGCGCCGGGGAUUCCGUACGAGGGCGGGAACAAGUACCAGACCCUUGACAACUACCAGCCGUACCCGUGCGCUGAGGACGAGGAGUGUGGCACGGAUGAGUACUGCGCCAGUCCCACCCGCGGAGGGGGCGCGGCCGUGCAAAUCUGUCUCGCCUGCAGGAAGCGCCGAAAACGCUGCAUGCGUCACGCUAUGUGCUGCCCCGGGAAUUACUGCAAAAACGGAAUAUGUAUGCCUUCUGAUCACAACCAUUUCCAUCGGGGAGAAAUGGAAGAAACCAUCAUUGAAAGUUUUGGUAACGAUCACAGCACCUUGGAUGGGUACUCGAGAAGAACCACACUGUCUUCAAAAAUGUAUCACACCAAAGGACAAGAAGGUUCUGUCUGUCUCCGAUCAUCAGACUGUGCCACAGGGUUGUGUUGUGCUAGACACUUCUGGUCCAAGAUCUGUAAACCUGUCCUCAAAGAAGGUCAAGUGUGCACCAAGCACAGGAGAAAAGGCUCCCACGGGCUGGAGAUAUUCCAGCGUUGUUACUGUGGAGAAGGUCUGUCUUGCCGGAUACAGAAAGAUCACCACCAAGCCAGUAAUUCUUCUAGGCUUCACACCUGUCAGAGACAUUAAACCAGCUGUGCAAAUACAGUGGACUCCUUUUAUAUUAUAUAUGCUAUGAAAACCUUUUAUAACUUUUGUGAGUUCAAUCGUAAGGAUGUACAAAUUCUUUGGUUACAUUUAAGCAUUCCAAUAAUACCUUCCGAAAAUCUGGAGUGUAAGAGCUUUGUUUCUUUAUGGAACUCCCCUGUGAUUGCAGUAAAUUACUGUGUUGUAAAUUCUCAGUGUGGCACUUACCUGAAAAUACAACAAAACUUUUAAUUAUUUUUCUAAAGGUGCUGCAUUGUCUACUGUUUCUCUUGUUAUGUAAAUUGUUGUACACAUUGAUUGUUAUCUUGACUCUGAUAAAUAUUCUAUAUUGAACUGAAGUAAAUAAUUUCAGCUCAGAGUUCCUAAAUGCAUAACCCUUUAUCCUUUUAAUUCUAGAGUCUAGAAUUCAAGGAGCUCUUGGAAUGACAAAUGAUAGGUAUCUAAAAGCUUACAUGAGAAUAUUAGCUUAUUUUCUGAAAUGUACUAUCUCAAUGCUUAGAUUAUAUUUUUCUCUAGGCCGUGAUAGUCCUUUAAAUAAAAUUUAACAUUUAAUAUCAUGAAAUGUUACAAGUAUAGAUAAAUUUUGGGAUUGUGAUCUUAGAGGGGUGUGUGUAUGUGCGUGUAUGUGUGUGUGUGUGUGUGUGUGUGUGUUCUACAGGAACAGAUAUGUGACAUGUUUAAAGAAGACCAAAGAAAAGAUAUUGUCUAAAUGUAUGACAAUAUCGAUCAAUUCUAGAGUAACUUUAAAUAAAAAUGUGUUCUCUAUUGAUAAAGUCAAAUGAUCAUGGUAGUAUGAGGUUGAAUCUUGCAUUAAUAGUUUCAAAAUUAGUGUUCAAUAAAUUAAUAUCUACCUAAAUGGUCAAUACCUAUUGGACAGAGAAGGAAAUUGUUCACAAAGGUAAUACCAAAGUACUUGGUGGUUGGCAGAAAGAGAAUGUAUAUGUAGAAAUACGUUUAACAAAGACAUGCAGAUUUUGUACCAAAUAAGUUAAUUUGAAGUAUCUUAAGUACUACUACAUGCAAGCAAGACUUGUUCCAGUUACUUUGAUUUUAAAAUAAUUAUUAAAUAAAAAUCAUCAAUCCUUCCUCAUU
Messenger RNA from Galeopterus variegatus (Sunda flying lemur), 2098 nucleotides. RefSeq names its product dickkopf WNT signaling pathway inhibitor 1 (gene DKK1). The record is from RefSeq and is a predicted model, not a curated record. NCBI's taxonomy places the organism in Eukaryota, Metazoa, Chordata, Mammalia, Dermoptera, Cynocephalidae. Gene Ontology annotation, molecular function: receptor antagonist activity; co-receptor binding. The coding region runs from base 182 to 988 and encodes 268 amino acids. The transcript is spliced from 4 exons. Gene Ontology annotation, cellular component: extracellular region. Gene Ontology annotation, biological process: negative regulation of canonical Wnt signaling pathway; multicellular organism development.